CUCGACCCGCUCCUCCUCUCCAUUAUCCACUCGACCCACUCCUCCUCUCCGUCGCUGGAAUCCCCUUCUCCUCCAUCGACGGUGACGACCUCCCUGGCGAACCACUCCUCCAUCGACAGCGACGGCCUCCUAAGAUAGAGUAGUAGAUCAAGAGGAGGCACCGUCCACGACACCGACAAGGCCAACAAGCUCAAGCAGUCGCCGUCCCCCCAGAGAAGUGAGAUGGCUGGCUUGGAAGGUUUCGAUUUCUUCGAGAUCGUAAUUGAGAAAUCUUGCAGUAGGCAGAGGCUGCCUGACAAAUUUGCGAAGAUGCUCGCCGGUCGUGAGCCCCACAAAGUGAAGCUACGGGAGGCCGGCAGUGGGCUUCACAGGCUGUGCUGGUGGGAAGUGUUGGUGGUGUUUGAUGGUGAAGGCCACAUGUACCUAGGGCCCGGCUGGGAGCAUUUCGCCCGCGCCCAUGAGCUACAGCUCGGGUACUUCCUUGUCUUCCGCUAUGAUGGCGACGCCAUGUUCACCGUGAAGAUGUUCGACAACACCAUGUGCCGCAUGUACUACCAGCACGACGACGAUGCCAGCAAUGGGAGCAGAGCGGGGAUGAAGACGAGGAGCGGAGUGGGGAUGACGAGGAGCAGCCUAUUCUGGCUGAUGACGAACAUGCUAUGGUGGUGGCUGACGACGACCCUGCUAUGUUGGUGGCGGAUGACGACCUUGCUAUGGUGGUGGCGGACGACGACCUUGCUAUGGUGGUGGCAAACGACGACCACGCGAUGGUGGUGGCGGACGACGACCUCGCGAUGGUGGCGGCGCCUGCAAUCCCACAGCUUGGCGACAGGAACAUGCCAAUUGUGGUAGAGGAGUACAUCCGCGUUGGGAUUCGCCACUCUGAGCGCAUCGGGUUGAUGAAGGAGAAGAAGGAGGAGUGAAGGUGUUAAGAAGGUGUUCAGCAUGUUAGGUUUAAGCUUGUUAGUGUAAUAUGAACAUGUCAAUGUUAAGUAUGUCAGGUUUAAUUUUGUGCAUGCUCAUGGAUGCUGUAUGACAGUGUCAUCUAAACAAGUCAUGUUUUUAACAAUGAAUAUUCAGUUUGGUAAUUGAUGGGAAUUGAAAUUUUUUAUGCA
Messenger RNA from Triticum aestivum (bread wheat), 1115 nucleotides. Its product is annotated as B3 domain-containing protein Os03g0212300-like. The record is from RefSeq and is a predicted model, not a curated record. Gene Ontology annotation, molecular function: DNA binding. Bases 223 to 852 code for a protein of 209 amino acids. The transcript is spliced from 5 exons. Lineage: Eukaryota; Viridiplantae; Streptophyta; Magnoliopsida; Poales; Poaceae.